This is a messenger RNA of Sclerotinia sclerotiorum 1980 UF-70, 702 nucleotides long. RefSeq lists its product as hypothetical. Lineage: Eukaryota; Fungi; Ascomycota; Leotiomycetes; Helotiales; Sclerotiniaceae. The record is from RefSeq and is a predicted model, not a curated record. Gene Ontology annotation, molecular function: metallopeptidase activity. The transcript is spliced from 2 exons. The coding region runs from base 1 to 702 and encodes 233 amino acids.
AUGCCUGCUAAAGGUCCCACGACAAAAGAGAUUCUCCUUGACGAAGCUGAGCAAGUUCUCGGAGGAAACGCUCUUGCAACUAUUGAACCUAGAGAUGUUGAAAUUCCAGGGCCUGGAGGCCGUUCCAAAGCUUCAUUCAAAAAACCACCACCUGGAUCUGUCGUCCGAUGGGCAGUAUGGCGUAAAGGCUUCGACAGCAAUGAAGACGCCGAAUAUGCUGCUAAAAAAUUUGCUGUGGCAGCCGAAACAUGGAACGCUGCUAAUAUUGGUGUCACAUUUGAGUGGGUUCAAUUCGCCAAAGAUGCCACAUUCGUCCUUUGUCACGGUGGAGAGCAAGACGGCGUGCCUGCUUCAGCCUUCUCUCCAAAUGCCAAUGAUUUGAACUUUGUGUUUGUGUAUACGCUAGCUUUUAGCGAAGGAGUUAAGGAGAGCAUGUCUAGUAUUUUUGAGCAUGAGUUAGGCCAUGUUUUAGGAUUGCGACAUGAGUUCGCGAUGGGCCCAAAUAUGGACGUGUAUGAAGGAGGUGCUGAGCAAUUGGGGCCACGAAAUGAGCUCAGUGUUAUGAAUUAUGGUCGGAGGCCCCCGCAGAUUCAACAGAGUGACAUAGACUCUACCAGGAAGUUUUAUCAAUUGAAGAAGGAUCAGAAUGGGAAACCCCGAAGAGUUGGAAUGACUCCCGUGAAAGACUACAAGCCAAUGUAG